AGUACUUUAAUUUCUCACAACUUUUCAUUGAUUCAGACAACAAUGUAACGGACAAAUAUGAACUAAUAAAAAGGCUGUAACUAAAUUCCAAAUCUAUGUAACACUUGUAACCAACUGACAACAACACAUUAAGGUGGAAAUUCGAAGGAUUUAUGCCUGUGCCUUUGCUUUAAUGUAGCUUGCAGAGGUGGACAGCAAUAGCACUUCAUGUUUUAUAUCCAGGAAAAAAUAAAGUAGUAGUCCAUGUUUUAUAGCAUAUCUCUGCUUAGUGGAAUUGGGUUUAUAUAUGCCCUGUGCCAUGAUGCCAUAAUGAAAGAAUGAAUGAAGGAGUCUUCUUCAAAGCUGACUGAAGUCAUUUCCUAGGGAGAUUUUAAUGUGUACAAUGCCUAAGAGCUGAAGAACCUAUAUAUUAGAGCAUUCCCGUUUUGCUUUGCUUACAGAGCUUCUAAGGCUGGCUGGUACUAUAUUGACUGCCCUGAACUACAUUCAACAUGGGUUCGGCAACACAUUAUGGAGGGGGUGAGAAGGUUCAUGAUCAGUCUCCAAUAGAAGAAGUUGCACUUACAGUACCCACUACAGAUGACCCAACCUUACCAGUAAUGACAUUCAGGAUGUGGUCUCUAGGCCUAUUGUCCUGUAUAAUUUUGGCCAUAGCCAAUCAGUUCUUUUCAUACAGGUCCAACCCACUCACAAUAUCAGGAUUCUCUGCUCAGAUAGCAGUUCUGCCUUUGGGACAUCUCAUGGCAGCCACAUUACCCACCAAAAAAUUCCGUUUCCCUUGCACAAACUGGCAUUUUACACUUAAUCCGGGUCCAUUUAACAUCAAGGAGCAUGUUCUCAUUACAAUAUUUGCCAAUGCUGGAGCAGGAGGUGUAUAUGCAAUAAGCAUACUCACCAUAGUCAAAGCCUUCUAUAAGAGGCAUAUUGGUUUUGUAGCUGCUUGGUUACUUUCAGUUACAACUCAGGUGUUGGGAUUUGGAUGGGCUGGUAUCUUCAGAAAGACUUUGGUGGAGACUUCCUAUAUGUGGUGGCCGGUAAACCUCGUCCAAGUUUCUCUAUUUAGGGCUCUGCAUGAAGAAGAAAAAAGGCCAAAAGGAGGAUUGACAAGGAUGCAGUUCUUCAUCAUAGUGCUCACAGCAAGCUUCUCAUACUACUUAGUACCGAAUUUUCUCUUCCCCUCUGUUACAGCCUUCUCCAUUGUUUGUUGGAUAUGGAAGGAUUCUGUUACUGCUCAACAGAUUGGAUCAGGCCUAAAAGGCCUAGGUAUAGGUUCCUUUGCUCUUGACUGGGCUGUUGUAUCAUCCUAUUUAAAAAGUCCCCUGGCAACUCCCUGGUUUGCAAUAGCCAAUGUCAUGGUCGGUUUCAUCAUCAUCAUGUAUGUCAUUAUACCCCUGGCCUACUGGAACAAUGUUUACAACGCAAAAGCUUUUCCAAUAUUUUCAUCAGACCUCUUCACGGACAGUGGUCAAAAGUAUAAUACCACGAGAAUUCUGACAGACCUUUUUGGCUUCAAUGAUGAAGCCUACAAAGAUUACAGUAAACUGCACAUGAGCAUCCUCUUUGCAUUGACAUAUGGUCUGAGCUUUGCCACUCUUUCGGCAACUAUAUCCCAUGUACUGGUAUUUCAUGGAAAUUACAUAUGGAAUACUACCAAGGCAUCUCUGGGGGAUGAAAAUAUUGAUGUGCACACCAGAUUGAUGAGAGAAAAUUACAAGGCUGUCCCACAAUCCUGGUUUAUGAUAUUACUGGUUUUGACUGUAAGUGUAGCCAUUGCAACAUGCCAAGGGUUUAAGCAACAGUUACAACUACCAUGGUGGGGAGUGCUUCUGGCCUGUCUGCUGGCAGUGACUUUAACUCUUCCCAUUGGCAUAAUCACUGCCACCACUAAUAUGACACCAGGGAUGAAAAUAAUAAAUGAGUAUAUUGUAGGAUAUCUCUAUCCAGGCAGACCUGUUGCAAAUGUAAUAUUCAAGACAUAUGGUAAUAUGACCAUGGUUCAAGCAAUCACUUUUCUUUCUGACUUCAAGCUGGGACAUUACAUGAAGAUCCCACCCCGGUCAAUGUUUGUUGUUCAGGUUGUAGGUACACUAGUAGCUGCCUCUGUAUACUUUGGAAUGGCGUGGUGGCUACUAGAAAGCGUAGAAAAUAUGUGUGCUCCUGAGCUCCUACCAGAAGGUAGUCCUUGGACAUGCCCUUACGAUAGGGUUUUUUACAAUGCCUCGGUCAUAUGGGGGGUAGUUGGACCCAAAAGAAUCUUUGGAUCCAUGGGACUCUAUGAAACUCAAAAUUGGUUCUUCUUAGUGGGUGCAUUAGCACCAAUCAUAGUAUGGAUUGUUUCCAAGAUAUUUGCUGAAAAGAAGUGGAUUCGUCGGAUUAAUAUGCCAGUAUUGAUUGGUGCCACAAAUAUGAUGCCUCCUGCAACUUCUGUGAACUUCAUAUGUUGGGGAACAGUUGGGUUUAUUUUCAAUUAUGUUAUUUAUAAACGAAACAAGAAAUGGUGGAGUAGGCACAACUAUGUGUUCUCAGCUGCAAUGGAUGCAGGGGUGGCAUUUAUGGGAUUAUUGGCUUAUUUUGCAUUACAGAUGAAUGAACGAAAUUUGAGUUGGUUGGGGGGAGAAUUGGAUGACCAUUGUCAUGUUGCUAAAUGCCCUACACUUCCUGGAAUUAUAGUUGAUGGUUGCCCAAAGUAAAUUAUUAGAACCACUUUCUUCUUCAAUUUAUGGUUUUUUUAUUUUUAUUUAUAAAGUUAGGUCUUUAUUGAAUAUAAUUCUAUCAUUAUCUUUCCUUUUAAUAUUACUAGUAAAGAGCACCUUGAUGGUGUGAUGAUUAUGUGUUGAGUCCAUUGUUAAAGCCUUUAUCCAAAAUAAAUGUAUUUUGGAUUUUUGUAUAUAAAAAUUGAAGAGAAUCAAAUGUAUUAAUAUAAGCACAUGAAUUUAUAAGAGGUCACGUUGCCACAUGUCGUAUACUUCCUAAAAUUAUA
Cryptomeria japonica (Japanese cedar) is the source of this 2980-nucleotide messenger RNA. Its product is annotated as oligopeptide transporter 5. Lineage: Eukaryota; Viridiplantae; Streptophyta; Pinopsida; Cupressales; Cupressaceae. Bases 492 to 2690 code for a protein of 732 amino acids. Gene Ontology annotation, molecular function: oligopeptide transmembrane transporter activity. The record is from RefSeq and is a predicted model, not a curated record. The transcript is spliced from 9 exons. Gene Ontology annotation, biological process: transmembrane transport.